ACUUUGCGCGUGCGUGUUUCAGGCGCUCGUUACUACGGUGACGGUAAACAGUCUCGAGCUGAAUGGUUUCCUCUGGGAUUGUUCCCUCUUCUCUGAUCCUGCAGCUCUAGUUGAUCAUGUCAGACGCUGGCUCUGAAGAGUUUGAGGACGAGCAGGGCUCUCUCGGGGAGUACGAGGGGGACAGGAAUGAAGCCGGAGAGAGACAUGGACAGGGAAAAGCGGUCCUGCCGAAGGGAGACACUUACCAAGGAGCUUAUGAGAGCGGCAAGAGAUGCGGCCAGGGGACAUAUAAGUUCAAGAACGGGGCCAGAUACACUGGAGAAUGGUACAUGAAUUUAAAACACGGCCAGGGCACAUUUUAUUACCCAGACGGCUCCAGAUAUGAAGGAAGCUGGGUGGAUGACCAGCGGCAGGGUCAUGGUGUGUACACAUACCCCAGUGGAGACACAUAUGACGGUGAAUGGCUGCACCAUCAGAGGCAUGGGCAGGGUACAUACACACAUCACAACACGGGUUCUCAGUACAUGGGCACAUGGAUCAUGGGUAAAAUGGAGUCAGCCGGCGAGCUGAUCCAUCAGAACCACAGAUAUCAGGGCAACUUUGUCAAUAAUAAUCCCUCUGGUCCGGGGAAGUAUGUGUUUGAUGUUGGGUGCGAGCAGCAUGGAGAGUAUCUCCAGAUAGAUCAGGUGUGUCUCUUCAUGACAACACGUGGCAUGGUCGUAUGAAACUGCAGAUACUAUAUACAAAAUGUUCCUCUCCCGUGUUCUCAGUCUCAGCUGUGUUUUGUCGGUAUAUGGCUUGUUAAGAGAAUUGUUUUUGUGCACUUUAUUGUAUGAAAUGUGCAUGUGUAGUGUCUUUCGAAUCUUAAUAGUAUAUUUAAAGACACACGUGCAGUUAAUAUUAAUGAAAUAAAAGGCAACUUAAGUGUUCUUAAAGAGAGCAGCUUUCAUGACUAUGUUUCUUAACACACUUUUAAAAAUGGAAAUUAAGUCAAAUUAAAAGUUUUACUUUGAAAACCCAUUUUGAAUCAUGGUUUUAAUGUAUUUUAAAGUAGUGCACAGAUUUUUAUGUGUUGAGUUAAGCCAUGAGUUAUUCAAUAUUACACUAAAAUGUUAUAUAUUUUAAACUGUAGCUUCAUUAUUACAAAUGUGUAAUUACAAAUAUUUUUAAAUACA
Molecule: messenger RNA, 1175 nt
Organism: Cyprinus carpio (common carp)
Lineage: Eukaryota; Metazoa; Chordata; Actinopteri; Cypriniformes; Cyprinidae
Product: radial spoke head component 1
Exons: 7
Coding region: 117-725 (202 amino acids)
Biological process (GO): spermatid development; axoneme assembly
Cellular component (GO): nucleus; motile cilium
Source: RefSeq, a predicted model, not a curated record